Carica papaya (papaya) is the source of this 1618-nucleotide messenger RNA. Lineage: Eukaryota; Viridiplantae; Streptophyta; Magnoliopsida; Brassicales; Caricaceae. The record is from RefSeq and is a predicted model, not a curated record.
UUUCCCCAUCUGGCAGUCACGCCGGUGCCAAGCUUUUUCUUCGGGGUUUAUCUUCACUAACAUCGAUAAGUUUCCAUAUCGCCAUGACCUUGCUUCGAAACGUCUCCUGUUUCUCUGCUCGAAGCCAUCCAACUCCAUUACCAAAGGGUGCUGUGGGAGAAAUUAUGCCAGUUGCCCAGAGUCUACCGCAUAAUACCACUUUAGGGGAGAUGUUAGGAGCUUUUGAAGGAAGAGUUAGUGAGAGAGAUUGUGUGAAGACGUUGGUCCUGAUGGGUCGACAUGGUCAACUGAUUUGCUUCUUGUGGUUUUUUGAGUGGAUGGGAUUGCAGGAGCCAUCUCUGGUAACACCCCGCGCGUGUUCCGUUUUGUUUCCAUUGCUAGGAAAGAGAGGGAUAGGAAAUGAGUUGGUGGUUUUGUUUAGGAAUUUGCCUCAGACGAAGGAGUUCUGGGAUGUUCUUGUUUAUAAUGCUGCCAUUUCCGGUCUUCUCGCCUGCGGAAGGGUUGGGGGUGUGCUUAUCAUUCUCUCCAACCUAUUAUUUCGUGAUUCAGACUUCAACAUUACACAUCUGUCAAUCUUCCUUCACAUAGAUGUUGGUGACAAGGAUUCUUCUUUUAUUGGCUUAUGUGAAUGGAUUGGUGCCAUUGAGCUGAGCUUUGUUUUGGAUAAGCUUCUUGGUAUGGUGGUGACAAGGAUUCUUCUUUUAUUGGGUCACGUGAAUGGAUUGGUGCCAUUGAGCUGAGCUUUGUUUUGGAUAAGCUUCUUGGUGUAAGUAUGCCAUAAGAAAUCCUGUAAAUAUUCUAGUCUACAUUAUUAACAGACCAGAGUAUGAGAUGGAUUACCAGUUUCAAUCAGCUUGAAAGAUCUCUCUAAUAAGGGGCAUAUCUAGCCUAUGGCUUUAGCAAGGGGCUUUCUCGAGCAGGUCAGUUACAAAAUCAUGAAUGUUAGAUCUGGAUCUGAGCUGCCUGAAAAGUGUCAAGCUUUGGCCUUACACUUUGAGGAUCAAGGAACACCCAUUAUGAUUGGUAAGAUAGAUGAACUGCCAUUCUUACAAUCUAGCUGUUGCUUCUCUUGACAAAGGAUGGUGCAAAAUCAGAUUCGUCACACCUGCUGAUGAGUGCAUUUUUCACCGAACUCUUAAUUAAGAGUUCUGUUUAGCUCCUUUGGAAUGGAUUCUCAUUCAGCAUGAACUAACUGCUCGCUGCUUGGUGUUAAUGCAGGUGGUGGUGUUCUUGCAUAUACACUUUUGGGAGUUGAUUUUAAUGAAGCAAGUGGAGAUUGCGCUUUUCUUAUACUUGACCCCCAUUAUAAAGACAGUGAAGAUCUCAAGAAAAUUAUAGAUGGUGGAUUGUGUGGAAGGAAAAAAGCGGUUGAUAGCUCGGGAAAGAGGUUCUUCUUACAUGAUAAAUUUUACAAUCUUCUGCACGCGUUCAGAUUAGGAAGAGUGACUGGGACUUGACAUCAGUUUGUGACCCUCAAAGGAAAUAGGUUGUAUUUCAGGCUACAAGGAACUUAGUUUAAACUACGGAUAAGAGAGUAAUGUGUGUGAGAAAUAUGUAGACUAAUAAGAUUACUGAUCAUUUGUUGCAGUUCUAGAAGGUCAUUGGAUAUUUGGUUGAA